AGUAUACGCUAUCUCUCGCAGUCGUCUGCGCAAUCUUCUGCUUUGUGGAAUACGUACAUCUGGCCAUUGCAGUGCUCCUUCCAUAGUCCUUCUUCCACCAGUGUGCCCAAUUAGUUGGAGGUUUCUUCUCUGUUUUUUCUUAACCACCUUUUUCAUUACUAAACAGACAUAAUGGUUGACCGAGCGGCCCCUUCUGGUGAUAUGAGAGCCCAUGCCUCCAAGGUUGCAGCCAAAUACGACAGUGGAAAUGAGCUGGAAGUUCGAAACUGGAUCAAGCAGCUUAUUGGCGAGGAUAUUGGCUCCGGCGCUCUCGAGGUGGAGAAAAGACUGAGAAGCGGUGUUCUGCUUGUUAGGUUGUGCAAGGCAGUUUACGACGGAACCCCCAAGGGGAACCUGCCCGACAAGUGCCGAAAGAUCAAACUCAAGUUCACAGAAAGUCAAAUGCCCUUUAAGCAGAUGGAGAACAUCGAGAUCUUCCUCAAGGGAAUAGAAGCGUACGGUGUCCCUAGCAACAGUCUGUUCCAGACGAACGACCUGUAUGAAGGACGCAACAUGGCAAUGGUCAUCUCCACCAUCCUCCAGCUCGGUACUGAGGCCCAGCGCCACGGCUUUAGCGGCCCAACCUGCGGCCCCAAGCCGUCCGAGAAGAUAGAGUACCAUUUCACAGAGGAACAGAUGAAGGCUGGGGCCGGCAUCAUCGGCCUGCAGGCGGGAACCAACAAAUGCGCCUCCCAGGCCGGCAUGAAAAUGGGAGCCUCCAGGCACAUAUCCGAUAUCAAGAUGGAGGAAAUGAGCAAAGAAGGCCAAGGAAUCAUCGGUCUCCAAGCCGGAAGCAACAAAGGUGCAAGCCAGGCAGGGAUGUCUAUGGGAGCCGUCCGUCAUAUUGCCGACAUCAGAAGUGAUGACAUGAGCAAGGAAGGACAGUCGGUUAUCGGUCUCCAGGCCGGCAGCAACAAGGGCGCGAGUCAGGCUGGGAUGUCCAUGGGCGGGGUCCGUCAUAUCGCUGACAUCAGAAGUGAUGACAUGUCAAGAGAAGGGCAGUCCGUAAUCGGUCUCCAAGCCGGUAGCAACAAAGGCGCGAGUCAGGCUGGAAUGUCCAUGGGCGGGGUCCGUCAUAUCGCUGACAUCAAAAGUGAUGACAUGUCCAGGGAAGGUCAGUCCGUCAUCGGGUUGCAGGCCGGAAGCAACAAGGGUGCGAGCCAGGCCGGGAUGUCCAUGGGAUCCGUCCGCCACGUUGCUGACAUCAAGACCGGAGAGGCGUCUCGGGCCGGACAGUCCGUCAUCGGACUGCAGGCAGGUAGCAACAAAGGCGCCAGCCAGGCAGGGAUGUCCAUGGGGGCACAGAGGCAUAUUGGGGACAUCGCCGUCGAAGACAUGUCCGCGGCUUCCAAAGCAACCAUCAACCUCCAGUAUGGAUCUAACCAGGGGGCCAGCCAGGCCGGUAUGGGAUACGGGAAGAGAGACAUCAAGGGACAGUAUUAAUAGGAUGGACUUUAAAACGACUGUGUUGGGCACUUGUUGAUUCUCGACUCAUGAACUCAUGAAAUCGAAUGCUGGCAACCAGAUCUGGUUAAUAUGUGUCCACGUUUAAGAGAAAAUGAAGAUGGUCUACUACUGCGGAUUUUAAAACACGUACUUAACAAAGUUUGAUGUUUUUUGUGGGGGA
This is a messenger RNA of Gigantopelta aegis, 1666 nucleotides long. Its product is annotated as calponin-2-like. The record is from RefSeq and is a predicted model, not a curated record. Gene Ontology annotation, molecular function: actin binding. Gene Ontology annotation, biological process: actomyosin structure organization. Lineage: Eukaryota; Metazoa; Mollusca; Gastropoda; Neomphalida; Peltospiridae.